This is a messenger RNA of Carassius gibelio (silver crucian carp), 1281 nucleotides long. RefSeq names its product NACHT, LRR and PYD domains-containing protein 1b allele 2-like. The record is from RefSeq and is a predicted model, not a curated record. The transcript is spliced from 6 exons. Gene Ontology annotation, biological process: regulation of apoptotic process. Lineage: Eukaryota; Metazoa; Chordata; Actinopteri; Cypriniformes; Cyprinidae. The annotation marks the transcript as partial.
UUUGAGAAAUGCACGUUAACUAGAUUCCAUGCCAAACUCCUGAACCACUACUUCUCCCCGAAAGGUGUUUUAUUGAGGAUUGGCUUCCCUGUAAAUUAUCACUGCGAAACACUUAUCUAUGAAACUCAGAAAUCAUACCUGACACUUCAUGUGUACUUGAUUCCAAGUGAGAAGGAAUUGAUAGAGGCUGCUGAAAACAAUGAGAUUAAAAGCAAGUCAAAACUCAUCUCAAAGCCAGGGCCUGUAUCCUCACUAAAGACGAAGACUUGGUAUUCACUGAGGACGCUGGAUGAAAAUAAGCAAUCUGAGUGCAAUUCUGAAGUUCAACCCAAACAGUUAGAGCUCAAGUACAAGCACAUAAAUCCAGACUUCUAUGAAGUAUUCGUUGCUGAUCCAAAUGACUUUCACCUUCAGCUGAUGCCACAACAUCACAGUGAAGGUGUAUGGGAAGCCAAAAUACGUCAAGGUGAUUACAGCCAGAGAGUUUCUUCAGCGGAGGCUGAAGCAGAACAGAAACAAGAAGGAUGCAUAAACUAUAAUGGAGCUGAGUUUGUGGAGAAGCACAGGAGAGAGUUGAUCAGAAGAGUGUCUCUGGUGGAGCCCAUUGCAGACGACAUGAGAGAUCUGAUUAAAGAAGAGAAAUACACAAUCGUCUUAAACUCAGGAACAAGACAAUCACAAAUGAGAGCACUUCUGGACUUCCUCACAACACCUAAACUGAAAGAGAAACUUUACCAAAGUCUUCUAGAACAUGAGCAUGCACUUGUUGAUGAUUUGGAGAACCCUGAGUAGAUGGUCAUGCGUCAGAAGAAUGAAUUCAUUAUGGUUUAUUAUUAUUUCACAGCAGAAAUUAAUAUUAUAAUAAGGUCUGGAGUGUUUGUCUAUUAUUACACACUUUGUGGAAUAUACAGUUCUGGCUGGUUUACGCACAUCGCUGUAAAGUAUAUAUUUUUUAUUUUUAUUCUGUUGUUUAUAUUUUCACAUUAAAUGCCAUUAAGGGUUACGUUUAAAACCCAUGAAUACCUUAACACAAAUCAUUUUAACCUGUACUUUGUGACUUGCUGGAAGUGAUUCCUGCAUCAUAUGGGAUGUUACUAAUGCCACUCACACGCUGUGAUUUUUCAGUCAUUUGAUCACUGUUCCCUUCACAAUGCAAUACAGACUACAUGGAUAUCUCUUGAUUGGUUACUUUUUCGGUUAAACGUGAUGUGACUUAUUUUUAUAUUGCACAGUGUAGGUAUAUACUGAUUCACAACAAAAAUAAUAACUUUAUCCUUAAAA